Cadophora gregata is the source of this 3295-nucleotide messenger RNA. RefSeq lists its product as uncharacterized. NCBI's taxonomy places the organism in Eukaryota, Fungi, Ascomycota, Leotiomycetes, Helotiales, Ploettnerulaceae. The record is from RefSeq and is a predicted model, not a curated record. The coding region runs from base 812 to 2149 and encodes 445 amino acids. The transcript is spliced from 3 exons.
UAACGUUAACAUGACCCCAGGCUGCUUCUGUUGUGUAACUUGUGUGCAGGGCACCUCCCCCUCCCUCUACCGCCGAGUCACGCCUUUCGCCUCCUCUACCCACAGCUUCCUUCCUCCUCCUCCUCCUUCUCCUCCUCCCCCUCCUCCUCCUCCUCCUGCGCUCUCCUGUUCUUCUGCCAUCCAUCACUCGAACAAUGAUUGUUUGAAUAUUUGAUCUUCAUCCUAAAGCGACAGACCCUAGCUUACCGAGACGAGACAGUUUACCUCGCUCCAGGUCCUCUAGAGUCUAUUUCGUACCCUGCCUUCUUGCACGGGCCCAAUACCAGCCGUACCGUACCUAGGUAGAGGUAGAAUACAGCCAUACCCUCCCCGUACCGUGCUGGACCAUCCUGCCAUCCAGCCAUCCAGCCAUCCAGACCGCCAACCCCCAAAUCUUAGGCAAUCUCAUCUCGCUUAUGCCAACCCCAUUCGACAUCCGACUGACUUGCCUCGUCUUUCGUCCCUCAGCGCCUUUGAAUCGAAUCUCCUCUGGUCAUCUCACAAGAGCUCACAGAGGUCAUUCCAAGCUUUCGAAGCUUUCGUCCGCUCUCUAUUCCAGUUGUCGCAUCCUCUUGCGCCAGCUUUCGCCGCUCUAAUCGCGUUCCCUGAAGCGCGACAAGUUCCCGACCUCAUUGAAGUCGUAUCAGGGGGUAUCGUCACUCGAUCUACCGCCAUCCGCCGACGCGUGCAGAUAUAUUUCAUUCCGAGGAACUAGAUAUCAUCGCGGCGUGUAUCUCUAUACCAGACCUCCCUCGGUCUUGAAUUGCCCUCGAUGAGUAAUGAGAUAAUACAGCCGACGGAGCAAGAUCUUAGCCGCUCGACUUCAGCUGAAGGUGGAAAGGCAUCAAAACCACCUGCGCUGGAUACAUCAAGCUUCACGAACACCCCACAUCCGCCCAGCUCUUCUACCCAGGCUACUUCAACGCAGAACACCGCUACGACUGAAGAUUCCGAGAGCACUGCCUUAUCGGGAUCACAAUACGAGAAAGAUUCCUUGCGAGUAGCGGAUGAGGCUCCAGAAGUCCCAAAGAAAAACCGCGGCCUUCUUCCAAUUCCAUCCAGAUCUUCUUCCCACAAGAUACAACCAUCGCCAACAACCACUGGACUGAGCGGAGCUACUGUUAGCGAUCCAGCAGAUAGCAUAGGGGGCAGAUCGAAGGAGUCGAAGGGGAGCAUUUUGGGAACGAGGCGGAAUGGGAGUGCUACAAGUAGCAAGAUGUCGAUAACACAACAAGGAGUAUCGGCAGGCCCAGCUGGCACAGCAAACAAUGCAGCUUCAAAUCCUACAACUUCUAGACAACCAAAGAAGAAAGGGCUCUUUUCAUUUCUCUGCUGUGGAGUUCCGGAUGGCGGCAGUCCAACAGAUCCAAGCGACGCAGCUGUGCCUGCAAACAAGGUCACAAAGGUUCCAUCGGCACGACCUGCAACGGCUAGCCGACCGGACCAGGGAACAUCAGUACCAGCAAACAGCAACCCGACAAAUCCUCAGACAGAAAAGGAAGCUCUUCGCCAGGAUGCUCAGCAGGCUGGGAGUGACAAAGAGAGCAGCGAUGUCAAAGCUGGUUCAGGUCGAACUGUACAAACGGGAGCUGGAAUUCCACCAGCAGCAAACGGUGACCUGAAUCAAACAGCUGGAGAUACACGUGAUCAAGCAUUGCCUGAACUUCCAAAAGAGACAGAGGAGCCAGCAAGUGGUGGCCAAAGUACAAACCCAGCAGUCGUAGUACAGGGACCAUCCAGAUCCGAAUCAAAAGUCUCCACCACCCAAAAACCGGCCCAGGAGCAGCAAGACGCGGAAGGUGAUACCAAGAUGAUUGAUUCUGGAACAGUGCCAGCAGACAAGGCAGAACCCCCUACUACAGCAGUUCGAAAAGACGAUACUGUCAACAAGGCAGCUUUGCCCCCACCACCACCCGUCCCUCAAUCCCUAUCUGGGCCUAGCGAGGAUCCAGCAUCCCCGGAACCAGCCGAGCAGAAGUCGCAAUGGUUAUUACCCCCGAUCGCUCCCAGGUUUCAAGGGAAGAAGUGCCUUGUACUAGAUCUGGACGAGACUCUGGUUCACAGCAGCUUCAAGGUAAGUUUUCCUCGACAUGCCGAAUACAUUUGCUGAUUUUCUUCCAAGAUUCUCCACCAAGCCGAUUUCACUAUUCCAGUUGAAAUCGAGGGUCAAUACCAUAAUGUGUAUGUGAUCAAGAGACCAGGUGUUGAUCAGUUCAUGAAGCGGGUAGGCGAACUCUAUGAGGUUGUUGUAUUCACAGCAUCCGUCUCAAAGUACGGCGAUCCUCUUCUCGAUCAGCUGGAUAUCCAUCACGUUGUUCAUCAUCGCCUGUUCCGUGAAAGCUGUUAUAACCACCAAGGCAACUAUGUCAAAGAUUUAUCUCAGGUCGGGCGGGAUCUUCGGGAAACAAUUAUCAUCGACAACUCUCCCACUUCAUACAUCUUCCACCCCCAACACGCUGUUCCCAUCAGCAGUUGGUUUUCGGAUGCACACGACAACGAGCUCCUCGACUUGAUUCCUGUCCUUGAAGACCUAGCAGGUUCGCAGGUACGAGACGUCAGUCUUGUUCUUGAUGUCGCCCUUUGAAGCAAAUUUUAUGUGCGCUUCUGCAUGCAAAUACACUUGCUAUCAUAGCGGAUGGCGUUUUUUGGUUGAUACCUUUGGUUUCGUUGUAGAAUGUACUGUUUAAUCUAUAUAAUAGGUCUUCCCUGGCCAGACCAGAGCAGCCACUUUAAAUUGAUCGGGGGAUGGUAUGGUCAUAUUGAGCGGGUCAUCAAAAACGGACGGAAGAAAAGAUGAAAACGCAUUUGUUUCCAGGAGCUGGAUAUACGCCUCUUUGUACGACAGGCUGGCGGAACGGAAUUGUAAAGGAAGGAAGACUGGAGGGAGUUCCAGCCUCAGGAGAAGCAUAACAGAGCAGCAGACCACGCUGCAUUCGCAAUAUUUCCUUUUUGUUCUCAUCUUACUAGCGAAGCAAGCAGGGGGAGUCGAGUUGAUACCUGGGUGCCCGUGGGGAAAGGGUUGGUGCGCUGCAUGCAUGGAAACACAGAUGCUGACGGGGGAAGGGAUUCUAUAUUUCAUUUGUUCAUCUUCUCUUCAAUUCACAGCAUGCCUCAAGAGGCGCAAAUAUUGGCAGACGUUCCAGACAGAGAUCACCUUACUGUAUCAAUGUAACUGAGCUAGUCAUGGGUCGAGGUUUAUGGUGGUGCUAGAUAUGGAGAGGUAAAGUGCAUCCGUCAUAGGCAAACAAAUGGAAAG